AGUCCUCCAGCCUGCCGCCUCAUGUCAUGUCCCUGCUGUGGAUCUAGAGAGCCUCAGAGUUCCUCUUUAGGAUUUCAAGGGAUCAGGACAGGUGUUGUUGUCCUCUUCUUGGACUAAUACAGCAACUCAACAGACAGAUGCCAGGGUAGGAGGGGGGAUGCCCUACCAGUACCCAUCACAAGAUGUCUGUGACACAGAGCCCCUUUGCAAUUAUUAGUACCAAUGUCACCGCUGAAGAUGUGGACAAACGAAACCCUUACGUGGUACAGUGGAACAUUGCCCUUCUCGCAAUUGUUUUUUGUUUUGCCACCUUUGGAAACUGUCUGGUUCUCUUCACCCUUCUGAGAAGACGGAAGCACAAUGCCCUCAUGCACACCUUUAUGAUUCACCUAUGCUUGGCGGACUUAGUGGUGGCUUUCUUCCAGGUUUUACCUCAACUUAUCUGGGACAUUACUGACCGCUUUCAAGGUCCAGAUUUCCUUUGCAGGUCUGUCAGGUACCUGCAAGUGGUGGGAAUGUUUGCAUCUUCUUAUAUGAUUGUGGCCAUGACUUUUGAUAGACAUCAAGCAAUCUGUCGACCUAUGAUGACUUUUAAAAAGGGCUCUGCCCGGUGGAACAUCCCUGUCUGUUUGGCAUGGGCCGCCUCCGGCAUCCUCAGUCUUCCACAGAUUUUUAUAUUCUCAAAAACAGAGGUUCAUCCAGGUGUCUAUGACUGUUGGGCAAAUUUUGUGCAGCCAUGGGGCAUUAAAGCUUAUGUGACGUGGAUAACACUGGCAGUCCUUAUCCUUCCCGCCAUUUUUAUUACCACGUGCCAAGUACUGAUUUUCCGAGAAAUCCAUAAUAGCUUAUAUUUAGGAACGGAAAGAUCACCUGGGUCAAGAAGAAAAGAAAAACCGGAGGGUGGAAUAAAUGGAGUGUCACCAGUUUCAGACACAGGGGUGACCAAAGCCAUGUCCAAGACUGUGCGGAUGACUCUUGCUAUAGUGCUAAUCUACGUGAUAUGCUGGACACCCUUUUUUAUUGCGCAGUUCUGGAAUGUCUGGAACGAGAAGUCAGGAACAAGCCACUCUGCCAUCCAGAUCCUGAUGAUACUGGCAAGCUUGAACAGCUGUACAAACCCUUGGAUCUACACCAUCUUCAGCAGCAGCGUCUCGAAGGAUGUACAUGCCAUCUUGUGUUGUGGUUGCAAGAAGAGACGACGAAAGAACUCUCUGCCUGAAGACUCCUAUUUCACCGGGUCCACCACAGUACAGAAGGAGUCGCUGUACUAAACAUGGCUUGGCAAUCAUGUGUAUGCCAAACCUGAACAGUCACGCUGAUAGGCCAAACAUGGAGGACGAUGGUGGUUGAGGAAGGCUUUUUGAAGGCCU
Molecule: messenger RNA, 1370 nt
Organism: Bufo gargarizans (Asiatic toad)
Lineage: Eukaryota; Metazoa; Chordata; Amphibia; Anura; Bufonidae
Gene: AVPR2
Product: arginine vasopressin receptor 2
Exons: 3
Coding region: 183-1271 (362 amino acids)
Biological process (GO): G protein-coupled receptor signaling pathway; regulation of systemic arterial blood pressure by vasopressin; positive regulation of vasoconstriction
Cellular component (GO): membrane
Molecular function (GO): peptide binding; vasopressin receptor activity
Source: RefSeq, a predicted model, not a curated record